This is a messenger RNA of Fundulus heteroclitus (mummichog), 4327 nucleotides long. Its product is annotated as transducin-like enhancer protein 3-B. The transcript has 21 exons. NCBI's taxonomy places the organism in Eukaryota, Metazoa, Chordata, Actinopteri, Cyprinodontiformes, Fundulidae. Bases 719 to 3082 code for a protein of 787 amino acids. Gene Ontology annotation, biological process: negative regulation of canonical Wnt signaling pathway; regulation of DNA-templated transcription. Gene Ontology annotation, cellular component: nucleus; transcription regulator complex. Gene Ontology annotation, molecular function: transcription corepressor activity; protein binding. The record is from RefSeq and is a predicted model, not a curated record.
GUGUCAGUGCACAGUCUGUGUGUGGUACAGCGCGCGGCGGAGGAACUGGGUACCCAACGGCAGGCUGGCGGUGAAUUUCACGACGCUCGAUAUUUCAGCACAAAAUAACUGCUUCAGUCGACAGCUCACGCUAUCGGGAGUUACCGGAGACUUGGCGUACCGCUGCAGGAUCUAACUAAGCCUCUUCUUGAAGUUGUCUGCGUUCGAGGACACGUCCUAGUCGAGGGGUUUCCAGCGUCCGAUCGGACGGACGGACGGACGGAGCGACGCUCUCCGCCUCGGAGUCACCGGGCUUUAAACGACUCUCAAGGGGCCGAACAAGACGACGCGGACGAAAAAAAAAAGAGGGGAGCGACUAAAUACAUUGCUUUUAGCUCUUUUAAGUCUUCGGCGACGGUGGAAAGUCGAUCAUAUUCCGCAGUGUGUGGAUACUAUCUGUUACCUGUGCAGAGGAGGGAGGAUUCCGUCGAGACAAAGGUCCAAAAGCCAGGGAAGGCUGAGCGAGGAGGCGACGCGUCCGUCCAUCCAUCCGUCCAUCCAUCCACUGGUCGGGCUCUGAAAGUGCGCCUCGCAGCCGAGAGGAGGCUUUGUCCGCCGCCAUCCUGCGUGCACAGGGGAGGGGGUGGCGGUGAUUUACCGCACCUUCUCUGGGAUUUCUACGGGGGGAGGGUGGCGGUGGGAGAGAAACACGUCGGUUCCCUCGUGUAAAAGACUCGACAUGUAUCCACAAGGCCGGCAUCCGGCACCUCACCAACCAGGGCAGCCUGGCUUCAAGUUCACGGUGGCAGAGUCCUGCGAUAGGAUCAAAGACGAAUUUCAGUUCCUGCAGGCCCAGUACCACAGCCUCAAAGUCGAGUACGACAAGCUGGCCAAUGAAAAGACGGAAAUGCAGCGGCACUAUGUCAUGUACUACGAGAUGUCCUACGGCCUCAACAUCGAGAUGCACAAACAGACUGAAAUUGCCAAACGCCUCAACGCAAUUCUGGCUCAGAUCAUGCCAUUCUUGUCACAAGAGCAUCAACAGCAGGUGGCUCAAGCUGUUGAGAGGGCUAAGCAGGUGACAAUGACUGAGCUGAAUGCUAUCAUCGGGGUACGUGGACUUCCCAAUCUGCCUCUGACUCAGCAGCAGCUCCAGGCCCAGCACCUCUCUCACGCCGCCCACGGCCCCCCGGUCCAGCUGCCCCCUCACCCAUCAGGCCUCCAGCCGCCCGGCCUCCCCCCGGUGACAGGCGCUGGAUCCGGUUUGCUGGCUCUGGGCGCUCUUGGCAGCCAGGCCCACCUGCCUGUGAAGGAUGAGAAGAACCACCAUGACAUGGAGCACCGAGGCCCCUCAUCUUUCCACUCGCCUCUGGCCAUUCCUCUGAAAGAACGCGAGUCCAGCACGAACAACUCUGUGUCGCCAUCAGACAGCCUGCGGGUAGCGAGCGAGAAGCACCGCAGCUCCUCCGACUACAGCCUGGACUCAAAGAAGCGCAAAGCGGACGACAAAGACAGCAACAGAGGAUAUGACAGCGACGGCGAGAAGAGCGACGACCUGGUGGUGGACGUGUCCAAUGAGGAUCCCGCCACCCCUCGAGUGAGCCCCGCCCACUCUCCUCCGGAAAACGGCCUGGACAAGUCCCGCGUGCUGAAGAAAGACGCCGCGCCCAACAGCCCUGCCUCCGUCGCCUCUUCGGGCAGCACACCGUCGUCCAAGGCCAAGGACCACACCCACAACGACAAGUCGUCAACGCCGAGCCUAAAGUCCAACACGCCUACGCCGAGGAACGAGGCACCCACACCAGGAACCAGCACCACUCCAGGGCUGCGGCCUCUGUCCAUGGGCAAACCACCCGGCAUGGAGGCAUUAGCUGCCCCGGCCCUCCGCACCCCCCUGUCUAUUGCUGGUUCUUACGCCUCUCCGUUUGCCAUGAUGGGUCAUCAUGAAAUGAACGGAUCCCUGACCAGCCCCGGCGUGUAUCCGGGUCUCAUUUCCCCUCAGAUGAGCGCCGCUGCCGCCGCCGCCUACGGACGCUCCCCUAUUGCGGGGUUUGACCCCCAUCCUCACAUGCGAGCUCCAGGCCUGCCAGCGAGCCUCACUUCCAUUUCAGGAGGAAAACCAGCGUACUCUUUCCAUGUGAGUGCAGACGGCCAGAUGCAGCCCGUGCCCUUCCCUCCAGAUGCACUGAUAGGCCCCGGCAUCCCCCGCCACGCUCGUCAGAUCAACACGCUGAGCCACGGGGAGGUGGUGUGCGCCGUCACCAUCAGCAACCCGACGCGUCACGUCUACACGGGCGGAAAGGGCUGCGUCAAGAUCUGGGACAUCAGUCAGCCGGGCAGCAAGAGCCCCGUGUCCCAACUCGACUGCCUGAACAGAGACAAUUAUAUCCGCUCCUGCAAGCUGCUGCCCGACGGCCGCACCUUGAUCGUCGGCGGCGAGGCCAGCACGCUGACCAUCUGGGACCUGGCCUCGCAGACGCCCCGCAUCAAAGCCGAGCUCACUUCCUCCGCUCCGGCCUGUUACGCUCUGGCCAUCAGCCCCGACGCCAAGGUCUGCUUCUCCUGCUGCUCUGAUGGAAACAUCGCCGUGUGGGACCUCCAUAACCAGACCCUUGUCAGGCAGUUCCAGGGCCACACCGAUGGAGCCAGCUGUAUAGACAUCUCCCACGACGGGACCAAGCUGUGGACCGGAGGGCUCGACAACACCGUCCGCUCCUGGGAUCUGAGGGAGGGCCGGCAGCUCCAGCAACACGACUUUACCUCACAGAUCUUCUCACUGGGCUACUGUCCCACUGGAGAAUGGCUGGCUGUGGGGAUGGAGAGCAGCAACGUGGAGGUACUUCACCACACCAAGCCAGACAAGUACCAGCUGCAUCUACACGAAAGCUGCGUCCUCUCCCUCAAGUUUGCCUACUGUGGUAAAUGGUUUGUGAGCACGGGGAAGGACAACCUGCUGAAUGCAUGGAGGACUCCUUAUGGUGCCAGCAUAUUCCAGUCGAAGGAGUCGUCCUCCGUCCUGAGCUGUGACAUCUCUGCGGAUGACAAAUACAUCGUGACGGGUUCUGGUGACAAGAAGGCUACCGUCUACGAGGUCAUCUACUGAGGAGGACGGGCUCCCUUUCAGCACUUCUACUGAGAUUAUUUUCCUGAUUUAACGUGGGCCACAACAGGUUGAAGCAAACUACAUUUUUUUUUUCCUCAAACCUAUUUUGGAAACCAGCUGCACUGUAGGCCUGUGGAAACUCUUCUGGAAGGAUUUUUUUUUUUAUUCCCUCGUUUUGCAUUUUCGGAUGUGACUGGGUGGAGCGGCGCUUCAUUUCUGAGAAACGAAUUCCUCAAUCCUGUACACUGUGUAAAUACUGGAUUAAAUGAGACGUUUUAUAUAUUAUAAAAGUAUAUAUAUAUUUUCAUGUCCUGGGUGUACUUGCGGCCAUUGUUUUCGGUCGCUCUCAUCUUGAGAGAGAAACCAGAAUGCAGACGGGAACUUUUUAAAUACUGCACCCUGAGCGUUUUCUAAAGCACAUUCUGCAGGCUGAUCUUUCCGGGAAUCAGAGGAGCUCAAAUCUUGCAAUGUUGAACAUUUCAUGGAGAUUUUUUUUUUUUUUUAAAUGGCCUUAAGUCACAUUGCUCUUAACGGACAAACUGUGGUCGGUUCUCCGACUCGGUGGGACCUCUACAGGAACGAGUAGGACGUUUGUUCAGGAAGAGAAACGGAUGUAAAUUUACUUUCUGUAUAAAAAAAAAAAAAACUGUACACGUGUCCUAAUGUUCUGGUCUGUGUGUGCUUUCCCCUGUUUGUGUUGAUCGCUUGUGGCAGAUGGAGGAUGUUAAAGUGCAGUCUAACCCUUGGACCUCAGCUGGCAGCAGAAGCGUUGCAAAAGGCACAAACAGCGCCUUUUUUUUUCUCUAAACCCAUGUUAUACAGAUUCUUUAGCUGCUCCAGUGAUUUCUAUUCAAACUCAACUCCAGCGGUCCAAUCUGUGCUGCUGAAAUUCCUGCGCCCCGCUGUAUCCGACCAAUAUUCCUGGAAUAAGUUGUUUUGGCUGUGAUGGAGAGGAAAGGCGGACUGUACACGUCCGUCCGUCCUCACAGAAAUGUUCAGUGCCUGUAAAUGCUUUUUGAGGACGGAGGGAAGCACACAUGAAAACCCAUACUGUAGGUAGCAAAUGAAGCUGAGGGUAAAUACUUCUGGUCUGUUUUACUGUGCUUCUCAUCCUGCUGGCAUUUUACAACAAAAGGGGGAAACUGCACCUCUGAUUCACACCAAAGUAUGUAGCAAUCGCUGUCGGCACUGAAAACAAAUGUACAGUUGUUAAUGAAUCAAUAAAACUGUUUUUUUUCUAGGAUG